AUGGAGAGGAAGCAAACCCAAGGCCGAAAGAAGAUUGAAAUGAAGAUGAUAGCCAAUGAAAACGCAAGAAGGAUUACCUUCUCAAAGCGUAGACAUGGGCUUUUCAAGAAAGCAAGCGAGCUCAGUACCUUAUGUGGAGUAGAUAUGGCCAUUGUCCUCUUCUCCAUGGGAGGCAAGGCUUUCUCUUUUGGAAAACCUAAUGUUGACUCGAUUGUAGACCGCUUUCUGAACCAAAAUGCGCAACCAAGUGAAGGCGUCUCUAGCCAUGCCACCGGGCACGAUGAUGCCACUGUGCACCAACUCAACCAACAAUUCCAUGACCUGAGAAAGCGAUUGGAAGCCGCGAAAAAGAAAGAGAAAAUUCUUGAACAAUUAAAAAAGUCUAUGGAGGAGCUUAAGAAAAACGUGGCUCAGAGAGUUGAUGAAUUGAAUUCGGAGGGUUCUUCCAAGCAUGCACAAGAAGAAGAACAAGUGGAAAACACCGAAAUAAAUGACAAUGAUGUUUCUACUAUUCCCCAUGAUUGGUUAAGGUUGUGA
Molecule: messenger RNA, 537 nt
Organism: Camellia sinensis
Lineage: Eukaryota; Viridiplantae; Streptophyta; Magnoliopsida; Ericales; Theaceae
Source: RefSeq, a predicted model, not a curated record